AUGUCAUCUUCCAGUUCCAGUUCCGAUUCCAGUUCCGGUGAGGAGAUAACCAUUGAUCAACUACGAUCUAUUUACAAGAUAGACAGAGAUAUGUAUAGAAAACUUACUGUGAACAUGCGUAAGGAACCUUUAGUCUGUAUGGCUGUGAUGGCUCUUUGGCUCUUUAUGGAAGACCUUGGAUAUCCCAAUGUCAUCCCUAUGUUACUAUCAUAUCCAAGCGAUAUCAUUGAUUACGCCUUCGAAGAAGCGAAAGUGUUAGUAUAUCAUAUACUCACCAGGACUCCACCCCCUUCUUCUCUAAUUGAUACCCCGAUAACGUUAAGAUUGAUACACGUUGUCGGAUCUCGGGCAUAUAUACCUAUGAAGAAUCUGUAUCACGAUGGAACAAUUCCGUAUAUUGAAAUCACGAACAGACUAAAAGAUCUCUGCUGUACUUUGUUUGAAGAUAUUUUCAUAGAAGCAAUGUCAGGGACCAACGCUACAAAUACUACCGUAUAUAGUCAGAGAUUAUUUAAUGAAAUCGGGGGCUCUUCAUCGGUGCCUACAGUGGAGGAACCACAGGUAGUACGAGUUAGUACUCCACCGAGUGAACGAACUAUGUUCAUUACAUUCUCUAAGGAAUUUCCAAUUACGGAAGAUCAAUUGCGAGAGUAUUUUGUCGGGAUGCAUGGGGACUGUAUAGAAAGAAUCGAUAUGCAAGAAAUACAACCACCACAAAGACGGUUAAUGUUUGCUAAGAUAGCUUUCAAUGAAUCUGAAACAAUUGAUCAAAUCCUUGGCGGCGUAGAGGCCGUUUGGCUUUUAAUCAAUGGAGUUCGUGUACGUGCUAGCAAGGAGAUAUGA
This is a messenger RNA of Papaver somniferum (opium poppy), 843 nucleotides long. RefSeq lists its product as uncharacterized. The transcript is spliced from 2 exons. The record is from RefSeq and is a predicted model, not a curated record. NCBI's taxonomy places the organism in Eukaryota, Viridiplantae, Streptophyta, Magnoliopsida, Ranunculales, Papaveraceae. Bases 1 to 843 code for a protein of 280 amino acids.